AUGAAGGAGACUGAUCGGGAGGCUGUCGCGACAGCAGUCCAGAGGGUUGCUGGAAUGUUGCAGCGCCCGGACCAGCUGGACAAAGUGGAGCAGUAUCGCAGAAGAGAGGCCCGGAAGAAGGCCUCUGUGGAGGCCAGAUUAAAGGCUGCAAUCCAGUCACAGUUGGACGGCGUGCGCACGGGCCUGAGCCAGCUCCAUAGCGCGCUGAAUGACGUCAGGGCCAUCCAGCAGUCCCUGGCGGACGUCAGCAAGGACUGGAGGCAGAGCAUCAACACCAUCGAGAGCCUCAAGGACGUGAAGGACGCAGUCGUGCGGCACAGCCAGCUUGCCGCCGCCGUGGAGAACCUGAAGAACAUCUUCUCAGUGCCUGAGAUCGUGAGGGAGACGCAGGACCUUAUAGAGCGUGGGGAGCUGCUGCAAGCCCACCGGAAGCUGAUGGACCUGGAGUGCUCCCGGGACGGGCUGAUGUAUGAGCAGUACCGCAUGGACAGCGGGAACGCGCGCGACAUGACGCUCAUCCGCAGCUACUUCGGGAGCACGCAGGGCCUGUCCGACGAGCUGGCCAAGCAGCUGUGGGUGGUGCUGCAGAGGUCGCUGGUCACUGUGCGCCGGGACCCCACCCUGCUCGUCUCCGUCGUCAGGAUCAUUGAGAGGGAGGAGAGAAUUGACCGGCGCAUCCUUGACCGGAAGAAGCAGACUGGCUUUGUGCCCCCUGGAAGACCCAAGAACUGGAAGGAGAAGAUGUUCACCAUCCUGGACAGAACGGUGACCACCAGGAUCGAGGGUACGCAGGCGGACACCAGGGAGUCAGACAGGAUGUGGCUUGUGCGCCACCUGGAGAUCAUACGGAAGUACGUGCUGGACGACCUCAUCGUCGCCAAGAACCUGCUGGCGCAGUGCUUCCCACCACACUACGAGAUCUUCCGGAGCCUGCUUCGCACCUACCACCAGGCUCUGAGCACGCGCAUGCAGGACCUUGCAGCGGAGGACCUGGAAGCGAACGAGAUCGUCAGCCUGCUGACCUGGGUUUUGAACACUUACACCAGCGUGGAGAUGAUGGGGAAUGCGGAGCUGGCCCCCGAGGUGGACGUGGCCCUUCUGGAACCUUUGCUCUCCGCAGACGUGGUCUCUGUACUGCUCGACACCUACAUGUCCACUCUGACUUCCAACAUCAUUGCCUGGCUGCGGAAAGCCCUGGAAACGGACAAGAAGGACUGGGUGAAGGAGACGGAGCCCGAGGCCGACCAGGACGGCUACUAUCAGACGACACUGCCUGCCAUCGUGUUCCAGAUGUUCGAGCAGAACCUUCAAGUUGCUGCUCAGAUAAGUGAAGAUUUGAAAACAAAGGUACUAGUUUUGUAUCUUCAGCAAAUGAAUUCUUUCUUAAGUAGGUACAAGGAGGAGGCGCAGCUGUACAGAGACGAGCACCUGCGGAACCGGCAGCACCCGCACUGCUAUGUGCAGUACAUGGUCGCCCUUGUCAACAACUGCCAGACCUUCAAAGAAUCUGUAGUCAGUUUAAAAAGGAAGUAUCUGAAGCACGAGGCGGAAGAAGGCAUUUCUCUGAGCCAGCCAAGCAUGGAUGGGGUUUUGGACGCGAUUGCCAAAGAGGGCUGCUGCAGCCUGCUGGAGGAAGUCUUCCUGGACCUGGAGCAACAUCUCAAUGAGUUGAUGACAAAGAAGUGGCUGUUAGGGUCAAAUGCUGUAGACAUCAUCUGUGUCACUGUGGAAGACUAUUUCAAUGAUUUUGCCAAAAUUAAGAAGCCGUAUAGAAAGCGGAUGAUCGCCGAGGCGCACCGGCGCGCGGUUCAGGAGUACCUGCGGGCCGUCAUGCAGAAGCGCAUCUCCUUCCGCAGCGCCGAGGAGCGCAAGGACGGCGCGGAGCGCAUGGUGCGCGAGGCCGAGCAGCUGCGCUUCCUCUUCCGCAAGCUGGCUUCCGGCUUUGGAGAGGAGAUGGACAGCUACUGUGACACCAUCGUCGCCGUCGCAGAGGUCAUUAAGCUCACGGACCCUUCUCUGCUCUACCUGGAGGUCUCGACUCUGGUCAGCAAGUACCCGGACAUCAGGGAUGACCACAUUGGGGCACUGUUGGCCAUGCGGGGGGACGCUAGCCGGGACAUGAAGCAGACCAUCAUCGAGACACUGGAGCAGGGCCCGGCCCAGGCCAGUCCCGACUACGUGCCCAUCUUCAAGGAUAUCAUGGUUCCCAGCCUCAACGUGGCCAAACUCCUCAAGUAG
Rangifer tarandus platyrhynchus (Svalbard reindeer) is the source of this 2238-nucleotide messenger RNA. The record is from the annotation of a GenBank genome assembly. Lineage: Eukaryota; Metazoa; Chordata; Mammalia; Artiodactyla; Cervidae.